This is a messenger RNA of Chenopodium quinoa (quinoa), 2169 nucleotides long. Its product is annotated as glucose-6-phosphate 1-dehydrogenase, cytoplasmic-like. The record is from RefSeq and is a predicted model, not a curated record. The transcript is spliced from 16 exons. Gene Ontology annotation, molecular function: NADP binding; glucose-6-phosphate dehydrogenase activity. The coding region runs from base 240 to 1799 and encodes 519 amino acids. NCBI's taxonomy places the organism in Eukaryota, Viridiplantae, Streptophyta, Magnoliopsida, Caryophyllales, Amaranthaceae. Gene Ontology annotation, cellular component: cytosol. Gene Ontology annotation, biological process: pentose-phosphate shunt, oxidative branch; glucose metabolic process.
ACAAAAACAAUACGGAGUAUUCCAUAGUAGAAACUUGAAAGACUAGAAACGAUGCAUCACCUGUCAACCACCUACUCUUUAUUCAUCGACCUUUCAUACCAACUUUCUAUUUUCUUAAUAUAAAAAAGACAAUUAUACUCCGUAUCAUCGUUUCUAUUUUCACUUUAAGCUGCACUUCUCUCUCCUCCAUUGAAACAUACUCUGAGAUCCCCCCAUUGAAGCAUCUUCUUAGCUAAAAAAUGGCCUCUGGUGGUUGGGUUAUGGAGAAACGAUCCACGAUUAAAAAUGAUUCUUUUACGGACAAAGAGGACUCUGAAAGUUCACUGGCAAGUGGGUCGCUUUCUAUCAUCGUCCUUGGUGCUUCCGGGGAUCUUGCCAAGAAGAAGACUUUUCCUGCUCUAUUCAACCUCUACCGCCAGGGAUUUCUUCCUCCAAGUGAGGUCCAUAUAUUUGGUUAUGCAAGGUCAAAGAUGACAGAUGAUGAAUUGAAGGAUCGUAUUCGUGGGUAUUUGUCCCCUUCCAAGAAUGCAACACCAGAGGUGUCUAAAGAUGUUUCCAACUUUUUGGAUUUGGUCAAAUAUGUCAGUGGAUCUUACGAUUCUGACGAGGGCUUUCAAUUGUUGGAUAAAGAAAUAUAUAAGUAUGAGUACGAGAUGAAUCGUCUAGAAGGAAUGUCUAGAAGAUUAUUUUAUCUUGCACUACCUCCUUCAGUAUAUCCAUCCGUCUGCAGAAUGAUAAAGCUCAACUGCAUGAAUAAAUCUGACAAUGGUGGAUGGACACGAAUUAUUGUUGAAAAGCCUUUUGGGAAAGACCUAGAAUCAGCAGAACAACUUAGCUCACAGAUUGGAGAGUUGUUUAAUGAGUCACAAAUUUAUCGUAUUGAUCAUUACUUGGGGAAAGAGUUGGUGCAGAACAUGCUGGUAAUGCGAUUCGCCAAUCGCUUUUUCCUACCCCUUUGGAACCGCGAUAAUAUUGAUAAUGUACAGAUUGUCUUCAGAGAGGAUUUCGGAACAGAGGGUCGUGGUGGAUACUUUGAUCAGUAUGGAAUAAUUCGUGACAUUAUUCAAAACCACCUCUUGCAGGUUCUUUGUCUAGUUGCCAUGGAAAAGCCAGUCUCACUCACACCAGAGUACAUUCGUGACGAAAAAGUGAAGGUUCUCCAAGCAGUUAAUCUGAUUAAGGAUGAAGAAGUUGUUCUUGGGCAGUAUGAAGGCUACAAAGAUGACCCAAUGGUUCCACAAACCUCAAAUACACCUACAUUUGCGACUGUGAUUUUGCGGAUACACAAUGAAAGAUGGGAAGGUGUUCCAUUUAUACUAAAAGCAGGGAAAGCAUUGAAUUCAAGAAAAGCUGAAAUCCGUGUUCAGUUCAAGGAUGUUCCCGGUGAUAUAUUUAAAUGUGAAAAGCAAGGAAGAAAUGAAUUUGUGAUGAGACUACAACCUUCCGAAGCAAUUUAUAUGAAACUUACGGUGAAACAGCCAGGGCUGGAAAUGUCGACUGUACAAAGUGAACUGGAUUUAUCAUAUAAGCAGCGAUAUCAGGGAGUUGUUAUUCCCGAGGCAUAUGAGCGUUUAAUUCUUGACACAAUUAGAGGCGAUCAACAGCAUUUCGUCCGCAGAGAUGAGUUGAAGGCUGCAUGGGAGAUCUUUACACCGCUUCUACAUAGAAUUGACCGUGGAAGUUUGAAGUCUCUUCCGUAUAAGGCUGGAACUCGAGGCCCGGCUGAGGCAGAUGCCCUACUUGAAAAGGCUGGUUAUACUCAAACUCAUGGAUAUAUAUGGGUUCCACCCUCAUUAUAGGAAUGUGGUACAUCUACACUACAACACAUAACAUAAUCAUUUUUGGGAUUUGUCAUCAAGUAGCUUGCAAGAUAUGUUGGUGGGUUCAUGCUCACUGGUUCGUUGUGGUGUACGCAAUCACUUUCAAUAAAAUCAAAUUUGGUUUCAUUUUGCUACAAGUUGAUAUGAACAUUACUUUAAGACAAAACCCAAAGAAAUAUCCUUUUCAUUGUUGAUAGAGGUUUUUUUUUUUUUUUUUUUUUUUUUUUUUUUUUUUUUUUUUUUUUAUGUAAUAAGAUCAACAAACAUGUUAAUGUUAGUGUGAGGAUAAAUGUAUAACGGAAUAUAGACAAGUGAAUAUGUAAUGUUGCUACUUGUUAAUUACGGGGCA